UUAAUCCUAAAAUAAAACAAUUAAAAUUUGAAAGCAAAGCAAAAGCUCCAACUCAGAGAGAGUUGGGUUGGGUGUGUGUGUUUGUGUUUUCCAUUUUCCAUUUUCCAUUAUCAUCAUCGUCAUCAUCAUCAUCUCUCUCUCUCUCUCUCUCUAACAUGGGUUCCAGCAAUAGUCGACUGGAGUCACGCCCUUCUCGGCCCCCACGAGUCAACGGCACCAAUCGCUCUAACGUCUUCUCUCUCAUCUGUGGUGGCUCCUCUUCUCGCGCUACCCAUCAGUUGGAAGAUCGUCCAGUUGAAUUUCUGGUGGAUUCUGCAGAACAUUCUAAUCAACUCAUCAAUGAAGUUCAGAACAUCACAGAGGAAACCACUCUAAGUACUGGUACUGGAAGGUUCUCAUGCUCAAAUACUGAAAUUGGUGCCUCAUCUGAAAGCAGUAUUUUGGCUAGUGAGGAUACUUCAGUUGAACAUGGUUCAGUAUACAUUGAAACUAAUAAUCGAGGGAAGUGCUUUUCUGAAAGUAAGGAGCUAGUUCCUCCUCAUCAGGUAAGUGCUGGUCAUGGUCAUGAUGAGUCUUAUAGGGAUAGUGGUACUACAGCUAGUACUUCGUUAAAAGAACAACAAUCUUCAGACCCAGUCUCUGUUAAUGUUUCCACUAACAAGGAUGCAGUCAAUGGUAUUGAUGAUUCAGUGGACAGGAGAGUACCUCAGAUAUGUCCCAAGGUUCAUCCUAGCAGCUCAUCUUCUCAAGAGAUAGGAGAUUCAAGUUCCCGUAGAGUGUCUGUUGAGAAUCACAUUGGUGAAGUAACUGCAUCUGAUUCUGAUUCUGUUCCUCAUGAGUCCAAUUUACCAGCAACAUUUCGGUCGUUGGGAGAUGGAUCUCUUCCGGAGGCAAUACCUUCAGGUUUAGGAUUCCUUGUUUCCAAUAGGGACCGGAGCUGGGCAGAUGGAAGUGUACUUCAGGUUGAUGUGGUUACUAUCUCUUCCAACAUUAUUUCAAGUAGCAAUGCCGAUGAAGGUAAUCGGGAGGUCAGAAGGAACAGUAGAAGACUGUUUUGGGAUGCUUUUUCAAGACGCAGUUCUAGAAGGAACAGUGAUUCUCCCACCAUUCUUUUGUCAACAGAUGAUACUGAUGAUUUAGGAUCUCAUGAUAGAUGGCUCCUUGAUUUGAGUGGUGACUUUUUUGAUGAUGGUGUUGGAAGUGAUCGUGGAUAUCUGGGCAGUAGAAUUCACAGAUUGAAUGAACAACGACGGCAUUCAAGAUCUGAGAUCUGGGAAAGACUUCGUGGAAGCCUUGAUGACAAUGGCAGGCGAAAUACCACUUGUCCAUCAGGUCUUCACCAAGAUGGUAGAUGCUCAUGUGAGUCACUCUCGAUGAAUGAAGAAUCUAGUACUCGUGCAAGUAUAUCACGCAUAGUCAUGCUUGCUGAAGCUUUAUUUGAGGUUUUGGAUGAAAUUCACCGUCAGCCUGUGUCACUUUCCCUAUCUAUGGUUUCACUUCCAGCCCCUGAAUCAGUUGUUAACUCUUUUCCUCUCAAGAGUCACAAAAAGGUUGAGACAGCUGAGGGCAGUGAAGCAGAACAGUGUUACAUUUGCCUGGCUGAGUAUGAGGAAGGGGACAAAAUCCGAGUUCUUCCUUGUCACCAUGAGUAUCAUAUGUCAUGUGUUGAUAAGUGGCUUAAAGAGAUACACGGAGUAUGUCCACUUUGUAGAGGAGAUGUUCGUGAGGGUUUGACUGAAUCUUCUGUUUCUAACUCAGAAAUCCCUUCCCUUUGAUAGAAUUGUACAUACUGAUGUAAAUAGUGAUAACCUCUCACACUGUCACGCAUAAAAUGUGUAUUCAGUCUUUAUAUGUUGAACUGUAUCACAAUUUAAUGUUACUUUUUCCUAUUUCGUA
Molecule: messenger RNA, 1896 nt
Organism: Quercus robur (English oak)
Lineage: Eukaryota; Viridiplantae; Streptophyta; Magnoliopsida; Fagales; Fagaceae
Product: E3 ubiquitin ligase BIG BROTHER-related-like
Exons: 6
Coding region: 156-1775 (539 amino acids)
Source: RefSeq, a predicted model, not a curated record